This is a messenger RNA of Dermacentor andersoni, 1346 nucleotides long. RefSeq lists its product as uncharacterized. Lineage: Eukaryota; Metazoa; Arthropoda; Arachnida; Ixodida; Ixodidae. The record is from RefSeq and is a predicted model, not a curated record.
UUGAGUUGCAGAGAAGUGAAGAAGUCGGUAACAGAAAAUUGAAGUCGACUACACAGAGGUGAAUAACUUGGCAAUAUGGCGUGUCACUUCACUGCUGCAAUGCUGUUUGGACUAACGUCGACAUUCAUCGUGAGAUGGGUUAAUCUGUCGGAAUUUUGUAUUCCUUUACACUUUUUGAAAUUCUCUAUUUCUUACCGCCUGCUUCUUGCCUAAUUCCCUAUAAUGGGUAAGUGCAAUCGCUCGGGAACAAGGACGGGACACCAAGACGGAGGCCAUUUUUUUUUUCGAGAGCACGGUAAUAAGAACACUACGGGGACUCACUCCGCCUGAACCAUGGGCAAGCCAAAGCAGGGCAAGUCUGGCAAGAAAGGCAAGAGAGGCAAGGGCUCCACGGCCAGCAAGGACCGGUCUCCGAGCCAGAAAACUAAAUCGAACGAGUCCAAGACGCCGGAAUCAGGGGCAUACACCCCGACCAGUGGAGGCGAGUCCGGAACCAAGGCCUCGUCCGCAUGGCCCCCGGCCCUGAACCGACCCAUGAUGUCGCCGUUGGUGUUGCCCUCUGACUACACCAGGGACGAACUCCGGCGACCGUCGACGAUAUACAUCUGGAGCUGGGACAACAUAUGGUUCUUCCCCAUGGGCCUGCUGGCCAUCGUGAUCAUCGUGUUCGGCAUGGUCGCCUUGUGGUACGUCCUGCCGGCUCGGGACGCGCGCCACGGCCCCAGCAACGCGACGGGCCUUGCCGCCAACGACACGGCCAACGCGACCGAAGAGGCAGCCCUCGCGACGCUUCAGGGCUCGCUCUCGAGCAAGGAGGCGAGGUUUGGCGUCGGUGACGCGACAGACGGUGAGCUCACCACGCUUCACGGCGCCCUGCUCGUCCCGCCGUACGACGACGACGCGGGAGGCGACUGGUCCACCGAAUUAGAGCCGGAAGCCACCGCGUCGGUUUCCCGCGCGCAUCGCGUGCCUCGUGAAAGAGCCCGCCCGCCGACGGCUCCGCCCAAGUCCACGCCGGCUGGAACAGAAGCCUCAGAGAGGCCGAGACACUCUCGGCAAUCUACGCGCCAAUCGCCAGCCAGUUCGCGGAAGUCGAGUUCUACGGGGUUCGCGGUACCAGCGUCGGAAAGCGGCGCGCAGAGCUCGGCGUCGCCGGUGCGGCUGCUCGGCUCUUCCAAGGGAGCGUACGAUUCGUCAGUCGGACCUGCUGCACCCUUCGUAACGUCGUUUGCAACUGAACAGUCAUCGACGGUAGACUCCUCCUCGACGCAGGCUCCGACUUCCAGGUCCACGGAAAGCUCCAGCGGGGCACCGGCUUCGUAGAUGCAGCUAGCCGUCGAUCGCGU